UGGGCAUCUUGGCGUCCGACGGCAUCUUGCUGGCCGCUGAGCGUAGGUACACGAACAAGCUACUUGACGAAGUCUUCACUGCCGAAAAGAUCUACAAGCUGCACGACGACAUGGCCUGCAGCAUGGCCGGUAUCACUUCAGACGCAAACGUGCUCACUAACGAACUGCGUCAGAUCCCUCAGCGCUACCUCCUGCAGUACGGCGAGUCCAUCCCUUGCGAGCGCCUUGUCACCUGGCUUUGUGACUUGAAGCAAGCUUACACACAGUAUGGAGGUAAGCGUCCGUUCGUUGUCUCAAUCCUGUACAUGGGUUGGGACAAGCACUACGGUUACCAGCUGUACCAGUCUGACCCGAGUGGUAACUACAGCGGCUGGAAGGCGACUUGCAUCGGCAACAACAGUGCUGCCGCCGUGUCCAUCCUCAAGCAAGAAUACAAGGAGAACGAGACCACACUAAAGGAUGCCCUGGCUCUGGCCAUCAAAGUCCUGAGCAAGACACUCGACAUGACGAAGCUCACUGCGGACAAGCUCGAGAUGGCUACUCUCACUAGAGAUACGCAACGUAACAAGACGCGCGUUACCAUUCUGCCUCUGUCGGAAGUUGAGAAGCUCAUAAAGAAGCACGAAGAGGAGGAGGCCAAGCUGGAAGCUUCAAAGAAAGAAAAGGAGCGCGAGAAGCAGCAAGCCAGAAGCUAGGCGACUAUCGUGCUCUAUUUCAGUGCAUGUUUGACACAUUGCUAUUAAAUGGCCCAAUUCUGGCGCUAACAUGUAACCAUGUGACCGUCAAGGUGCGGGUAUUUCUGUGGC
This is a messenger RNA of Dermacentor albipictus, 806 nucleotides long. The record is from RefSeq and is a predicted model, not a curated record. Lineage: Eukaryota; Metazoa; Arthropoda; Arachnida; Ixodida; Ixodidae.